Formica exsecta is the source of this 2514-nucleotide messenger RNA. It is a transcript of the gene ringer, whose product is annotated as TPPP family protein CG45057. The record is from RefSeq and is a predicted model, not a curated record. NCBI's taxonomy places the organism in Eukaryota, Metazoa, Arthropoda, Insecta, Hymenoptera, Formicidae. Gene Ontology annotation, cellular component: microtubule. The transcript has 5 exons. Gene Ontology annotation, molecular function: tubulin binding. The coding region runs from base 400 to 1098 and encodes 232 amino acids. Gene Ontology annotation, biological process: positive regulation of protein polymerization; microtubule bundle formation; microtubule polymerization.
GGCAGCAGUGACGAUUUAGUCUUGCUCCCAGCCUUAUUCUGGUCAGUUCUGGCUGGAGUUACGGAAAUGAGUGGAGUUUAUAUUGGUUGAUAAAAGUUUAUCACUUAAUAAACGUUCUAAGACUAAUAAAAAAAGUGUAAAUCACAGCGAGAACAAUUGAACAGCACUUCGCAGCGGUGAAUAUAAAUAGCUGAGCAUGUAAAAAAAAUCGGUGUGUUUACUAGUCAAAGAUAAGGACAAAUGAUGAUCGAUUGUAGAAGCAGGAAGUUAUUGAAUGGCACAUUUAUACACGAAAGCUAUUUUAAUAUCCACACCCAUACAAGGGUUUUUCUCAAAAAUAAAAAAUCUCAUCGUGGCGUCAACAUAGAAUGACAUCAUAAAUACAUUGCAAUAGUUGCAAUGUCAAGCAGAAAUUUGAAACGCGAUUACACCAACACGGUGGAUUUUGGCACCCUAGCGAUCACAAUGCAAGCGGAGAAGAAUGAUACCGAUACUGAGAAAAAUGAGGUUGUCAACGACGUCACGACGACUUCUGUCGCGAAUGAAGUUACGAAUUUGAAGAUCGAAGACGGUUCAACGAGUUCGACGCCAAGUAGUCCCGGUGCUACCGAAUCGGGUAGCUUUUUAACGAGCUUCAAAGCGUUCUCCAAAUUCGGUGAUCCAAAGAGCGACGGCAAAUUGAUUACAUUAAGUCAAAGUGACAAAUGGAUGAAGCAAGCAAAGGUGAUUGAUGGAAGGAAGAUCACUACCACGGAUACGGGAAUUUACUUCAAGAAGCACAAAUCUACAAAACUCGGUCUUGAACAGUAUAAAGCGUUCCUCGACGAACUGGCCAAAAGUAAGAAAGUGGAAUUAACGGAAAUAAAAAAGAAGAUGGCCAACUGUGGAUCACCCGGAGUUACUGGCUCCAGCGCAGGUGGAAAGGCAACAUCGACAGUCGACAGAUUAACUGACGUGAGUAAAUACACCGGCUCCCAUAAGCAACGUUUCGACGAAACCGGGAAGGGUAAAGGCAUAGCAGGUCGCAAAGACGUAUCAGAUCAGUCCGGAUACGUUCAAGGCUACCAAAAUAAAGAUACGUACAGCAAGGCCCAUUAAUAUUCAUCUUUCGAUGAUAGAUAUCUUUAAAGACACGUUGUUGGUCUGACAGAUAUCUCGAAAAAAAUCUAUCAAAUAAAAUUGACACGUACUAGGAUGGCAAUAUUGCGCUUAAUAACUUUUGCCAGAUCGCUGACAAUACAUUUGCAGCAAUUGUACUCUUACGAUACUUCCACUCUUGAUAUUCAUGUUGCAUUUUUUACGAUUAAAUUUUCCGACACACAAAUUUCUGAGAAUGUCAUUUUUUUUUUUUUUUUAUAACUAACUUAUUCGGUUAACACUAAAUCUACUUAUUCUUUGCAAUUCCUCUAUUAUUUCUAGAUAUAUUUCUUGUUGUUCUCUUUGUUCAACUUCGUUGAUUACUAGAUGAUAAGAAUAAUACUAGUUUGGGUUUUUUAUAUUUUUAUUUAUUUUGUUUGUGGGAUUUUUGAGAGAAUGUAGAGAAUAUAUAUAGUUUAAUAUAUAUAAAACUACUAAUAAGUAUAUUCACAGUCUACUUAUAUAUAUUUAUAUAUAUAAAGUCUAAGUUAUAUACGUAAUAUAGAUGAUAAUGUUUAGUAUUGUGUCAAUAAUUUUUUUUCCACACGCACACGCAUAAUUUGUUAAGAACAGAUUCUUUAAAAUUUUUGCACAAUUUAAUAAAGCAAACGGAUACAAUCAAUUUCCAUACAGAACAUGUUUACCGUUACAACUGUACAACAUGUAUAAGGCAAAAUUAUAUGGCAUUUAUUAUGAACAAUGCACAAACUUAAAUUUUUGUGUUAAGCUAAUAUAUACAUGCGACUAUUGUAUAUAAAUAAGAUAUACAUAAAUCUCUUGAACCUGAAAAACUAGUCAUGCUUAAUUCUCUCAAUUGUACCUAUAUAUAUAUAUAGUAUAUAUAUAUUGAUUAUCGAUUUUAUUUAUAUAAAAGAUAAUAUACUUGUCCUUCGAUAAAAUGUAAUAAACAUAAGCACGAAAAUUGUCUGCUAUACAAGAUAAUAUUGAUCAAAAACAUUGAUAUAUAUGUAUACAUGUAAGUAGAGGUAAAAAUAUUUAAUGUAUAAUUGGACAAAUUAUUUUCUACUAUAUAUAUGUAUAAAAAAUAUUUUUCUGCAUAUUAAAUAUUAAUUAAAUAUAUUGAAACAGCAUCUCGUUCUCUAACAAUACAUCAACUAUACACAUACACGGAGUAUACGAUGUUAAGUUUUUUAACGCCGUUACUUUUUUAAAUGUAAUAUCUAUAUAUAACUAAUUGUAAAUGAAGUGUACUUACUGUAUCCUUACCGAUGCAUUUGAGCUUGUGGCACAUACACAUUUAAGACCAAAUUUUGUAAUUUAAAUCUUAUACAAUUAGAUGUCGGCGCAUUUAGUUGUACACUAUCGAACUUUGUUUCGCUAAUAAUUUUCGCAUACGAAUUAUAUAUAUAUAAGAAU